AUGGAGAAUGGACAGAAAAGGCAGCUUUCUGGGGACGCCCUACCAUAUAAUGGAAUUCCAUCUAUAAAUAUAUCACAAGGCGCGGAUCCGAAUGGAGGACAGCCCGCGCAUAACAAUAACGGAACGUACUAUGGUGGUGCUACGUACGACCCGCAAAGAUUCGACCCAUACUACAAUACUCAGCAGAGCUCUGCCAUCCAAGGCUCAUUACCGCACACCCAGAAUCCAUAUUCAUCAGGAAAUCAACCAUCGACAGCGUUCGGCGCAUUCAACCUUCCAUUGUGGAACCCAGCGGAUGCGAAUCUAAAUAAUUCUUCAACCGAAAUACCCAGCAUGCCUUUUAUGAAUCCGCAAUUCUUCAUGAACAAUACACAGUCAUUCCCCAUGAUGCCGUUCAACUCCAUGUUCCCUUUCCCUGGCGCGCAGCCAAUGAGUACAUUAGCCGGAGCCUCGGGACAAACGCCAGAUUUACUUGCACCAGACCCUCAAAGACAAAGAUCGAAGACUCCCCCAAUGACAAUACCUACGGCGAGUGAAGCAUACAUGCAUCGAGCCUUACAACCGCCACUAAGAACACCGAAACGGCCGUUAUUAAUCAUUCUCGACUUAAACGGCACUCUGAUCUUCAGAAAACAUCGCAAGUUCCCACCGGUUUUCGCUGAACGCCACGGGCUAAGAGAAUUUCUCGAAGAACUAUGUAGAAAACAUUCCGUCAUGAUCUGGACAAGCUCGAAACCUCAAACUCUCAACGCUAUUGCUAAGACUCUAUUCCCUACAACGAGCAAAAAGGAAUCAAAGCUUGUCGCCUGUUGGGGCCGUGAUAAGUUCGGUCUUACCCAAAGGCAAUAUAAUGCGAAAUUGCAGGUAUACAAGGAGCUUAAAAAAGUGUGGGACACUCCUGAAAUUCAGGAGGCAUACCCAGGCAAUGGGGGUAAAUCGAAAGGAGGCACUGGUGGCAAAUUUUCCAAGAAGCAGAAGCAGAAGCAGAACAAGAGGCAACCUUACUACCCUGAAGGUCAACGAUGGGAUCAAACGAAUACCAUCCUUAUCGACGACAGCAAGAUCAAAGCUCUCAGUGAGCCUUACAAUAUCCUUGAAAUUCCAGAGUUUACCAACAACCCUAAUGUUGAUGAAACAAUGCUUUUUCGAAGAGUUCUGGAUAGACUCGAUGCACUGUCUCAUCAUGACGAUGUCAGUAAGGUAUUCCGAGUAUGGGAGGAGCGCCAGACAACGCAAAAUUGCAAAGUCUUAGAUCUAGAUAUCAAUUCAGAGAUGCCAGAAGGCCUGGAAGAUGACAUUGAUGUAUCGGAAGACGGUGGAGCUAAGCUUCCGUCUACAUCCACAAACCUCGCUCAAGGCGAGGCAUCUGGUGCUUCACAGAAAGGUCAGCCCCAAUUUCGCAGCGAUGCAGAAAAGAAAGCCGCCAAGAAAGCCAAAAAGGCAGAAAAGAAGGCAAAUAAGAGAGAAAAGAAGGCCCUGGAAGACGCCGCCAAAGCCAACGCCGGAUCAAUACCGCAGGGCUCUGCUCCAGCAGUCGCUCCCACGGCUUCCAUCGGUGGUACACCCGACGCUCUACCGUCUGCAUCUGCAGCUACAGCAGUCGCGCAGUCAUCCAAUCCUCCAUCUCAAGCAUUGCCCAAACUAAGCCGCAACGAGGCCCGUAAAGCGGCUAAACAGCGCAAGAAGGCAGAACGCGAGCAGAUGAAACAGCAAGAGAUAUUGAAAGAGCUCGAUCCGAACGUAUCCACGACGCUCGAUAACCCGGAAGCACCACGAUACAGCGUCAGAUCUAAAGGACUAAUUCCAUCUGUUUCCGAUCCAGUGCCAGUGGAUGCAACAAGCCUUGGCGACCCUUCUACUGCUGCUGCGGCUGCUAUGGACCCUCUGAAUGUAUCAUCUUCAAGUGUCGCUGUUACGAAUCCAGAUUUCUCUAACGCUUUACAUUCAGCCGAACAAUCACCAGGCUUCCAAUUCAAUCCUCGUCAACGGUCGUUUUCCCCGGCUAGAUCUGAUGUAUCGAGAAAUUCGAUGCUAGAUCGUUUGGAGGAGGGACUUGGGCUUAAGAAGUGA
Molecule: messenger RNA, 2070 nt
Organism: Penicillium angulare
Lineage: Eukaryota; Fungi; Ascomycota; Eurotiomycetes; Eurotiales; Aspergillaceae
Product: NIF domain protein
Exons: 1
Coding region: 1-2070 (689 amino acids)
Molecular function (GO): phosphoprotein phosphatase activity
Source: RefSeq, a predicted model, not a curated record